Daktulosphaira vitifoliae (grape phylloxera) is the source of this 1847-nucleotide messenger RNA. Its product is annotated as esterase FE4-like. The record is from RefSeq and is a predicted model, not a curated record. The coding region runs from base 16 to 1740 and encodes 574 amino acids. The transcript has 8 exons. NCBI's taxonomy places the organism in Eukaryota, Metazoa, Arthropoda, Insecta, Hemiptera, Phylloxeridae.
UUAUCAAAUUGAACAAUGAAUUUAUUAUAUAGAUCGAGGUUUUUCUCUGAGUGUAAAAAGAAAACCUGCUAUGACUUGUGUAAAGGUAGUUUUACAGAGAAUAAUCAUAAAGUAGCAGACCAUGAUCAAUUGACAGGAUAUUGUGUACCUAUUGUUCAAGUAAAAAAUGGAUUAUUGCAAGGUGAAAUUAAAAAAUCAAAGGCAAACUUGCCGUAUUAUUCAUUUAGUGGUAUACCGUUUGCAAAACCUCCAGUUGGUGAAUUACGUUUUAAAGCUCCACAACCUCUGGAUUUUUGGAAUGGGACAUUAGAUGCAACAAAAUUACCAAAAAAAUGUAUACAAUUAACAAACUCAAAUGAAAUAGAUGGAGAAGAAGACUGUCUUUACCUUAAUGUUUACACACCUAAUUUAAAAAAAAAAUUACCUGUUAUGUUUUGGAUUUAUCCUGGAGCAUUUCACAAAGGAUAUAGUGGAUUUACAUCUUACGGUCCUGAAUAUUUUAUGGACAAAGAAAUUAUUUUAGUCACAUCAAAUCAUAGACUGGGAAUACUUGGAUUUCUUAGUACAGAAGAUGACGUAAUUCGUGGUAAUUUUGGAUUGAAAGAUCAAGUAAUGGCUUUGCAUUGGGUACAGGAGAACAUACAACAGUUUGGUGGUGACCCCAGACAGGUAACAAUAGCAGGUGCGAGUUCUGGAGGAGCUAGUGUUGGAUAUCAUUUACUCUCUCCAUUGAGUAAAGGACUUUUUCAUAAAGGAAUACUUCAAGGAGGUACUCCAUUAUGUAGAAGAGCCAUUUCAUUUCCUGGAUUGGCUCGAAAACGGGCCAAAAAUUUGGCAAUUUUAGCAGGAUGUAAAAUAAAUUCUUCCUUUGAUAUACUAAAAUGUUUAAAACCAAUGAAUGCAAGUGUCAUCACAAAAUUUUAUUCUAAUUUUUUUAAAUGGAAAAAUCAUCCUAGAGUAGUAUUUCCACCAGUUAUAGAAAAAUGUGAUUCUGAUGCUUUUAUUUGUCAUAAUCCCCUUAUUGAUUUUAAACAAGAAUCGUAUGUUCCAGUCAUAAUUGGUUUGAAUUCUGCAGAAGGCUGCUUAUAUUCUUCAUCAAUUUUUAACACUACUAAAUUACUACAUCCAGAACUUUACACAGACUUUAAUCAUAUAGUUCCUAUAUUAUUGACAUAUAAAAACUAUACUUCAGAAGACGAUUUACCAAAUGUCAGCAAACAAAUAUUCAAUAGAUACUAUCCGUCUGGAUUUAUAGAUGAUCAAUCAUAUUUAAAUACACAAAAUAUGAUUAAAGAUGGUUAUUAUUUACAAUGUAUAAUGGAAAUGGCAAUCAAAUUAACUUCUCCAGUUUACUUUUAUCUAUUUGAUUAUCAAAAUGAAUUUUCAUUGAAUAGAAAUUCAACAGACUCGUGUCUUAAACCAAUAGGACCUUCUCAUGGCGAAGAAACGUAUAAUUUAUUUAUAAAAAUACCUAAACUUACAUUAAAUGAAAAAGAUACAGAAGUUUCUAAAACAAUGGUUAAUAUUUGGACACAGUUCAUUUCAACUGAUUAUCCUACUACCAAUGGAACAUCUGAGGGAUUAAAAUGGCCAGAGUUUAUGUCAAAUGAAAGUUCAUUAUUACUUCAUGUGGAUUCUGCUCAACCAAAAUUAAUACCAAAUCCUUUUACUGAAAUAUAUACAUUUUGGCAAGGACUUCCUUUAUUAUCAGGAUUGAAAGAUACUUGUGAAAUACAAUAAUUUGAAUUACUGUUUUAUUUUUAAUAACUAAUUAUUUUUAAUUAUAUACUGUGAGUGUUAAUAAAAAUACUUUUAAUCUAAUAAUAAAUAUAUAAUAUAACAAAAUA